AUGCAUUUCCAUCUUCAAUCCGAGGACAUCCUCCUCCGGGACUACUCGCUGCACACCACCGUCAGCGGGUUCGUCCGCGGCAACUUUACGCCGACCUCCAUCGAGGAGCGGCCGUGCUACGACCAGCCCUACUUCGUGCCGCGCUCCGACCGCGCCCACUACUGGCUCGAGGAGUUCCGCCCGAGCGGGUACUACUUCCGAGCCCGGUACAGGAGGGGCCGAGGGUCGAGAAGACAUCUACCGUCUUCCUACUUGUUCAACACCACCGUCAGCGGGUUCGUCCGCGGCAACUUCACGCCGACCUCCAUCGAGGAGCGGCCGUGCUACGACCAGCCCUACUUCGUGCCGCGCUCCGACCGCGCCCACUACUGGCUCGAGGAGUUCCGCCCGAGCGGGUACUACUUCCGAGCCCGGUACAGGAGGGGCCGAGGGUCAAGCGGGUUCGUCCGCGGCAACUUCACGCCGACCUCCAUCGAGGAGCGGCCGUGCUACGACCAGCCCUACUUCGUGCCGCGCUCCGACCGCGCCCACUACUGGCUCGAGGAGUUCCGCCCGAGCGGGUACUACUUCCGAGCCCGGUACAGGAGGGGCCGAGGGUCAAGCGGGUUCGUCCGCGGCAACUUCACGCCGACCUCCAUCGAGGAGCGGCCGUGCUACGACCAGCCCUACUUCGUGCCGCGCUCCGACCGCGCCCACUACUGGCUCGAGGAGUUCCACCCGAGCGGGUACUACUUCCGAGCCCGGUACAGGAGGGGCCGAGGGUCAAGCGGGUUCGUCCGCGGCAACUUCACGCCGAGCUCCAUCGAGGAGCGGCCGUGCUACGACCAGCCCUACUUCGUGCCGCGCUCCGACCGCGCCCACUACUGGCUCGAGGAGUUCCGCCCGAGCGGGUACUACUUCCGAGCCCGGUACAGGAGGGGCCGAGGGUCAAGGUCUAAGUCCAGCAGUGGACGUGCUCCAAGAUCAUCACCGUCAACGGGUUUCUGCAAUGGAGGCCACAUGCUGGCAAGCGCAGCGUCAGACGACCUCAUAAAAGUAGCAGAAAAGGUGCUGGAUACAGGCAGUAACCAACCGGCUAACCUAAAAAUCAUUAGGGGAGGCGUAUGUUCAGCAUUCAACGUCCUCCAAGACCGUUCGCUGCACACCACCGUCAGCCGGUUCGUCCGAGGCAACUUCACGCCGACCUCCACCGAGGAGCGGCCGUGCUACGACCAGCCCUACUUCGUGCCGCGCUCCGACCGCGCCCACUACUGGCUCGAGGAGUUCCGCCCGAGCGGGUACUACUUCCGAGCCCGGUACAGGAGGGGCCGAGGGUCAAGGUCGGUGGGGUCGCGAAGAAGACGCGGGCCCGGGAGGAGGCGGUUCCUGCCAGCGCGCGUGGUCAGCGGGCCGCUGGCCAGCAGGAGCGUGCUGCUACAGUGGGCCCUGACGGACUCGCUGCACAUAGAUGCUGAGGAGACUAGUGUUGUUUUUAGGUUUUUUGUUUGUUUCAGGUUACGUUAUAGGAAGACAACGAGUGCCACCAUAUACCAAGUGUUCUUUACUAAAAUUUUAAGGCUAGAAUGCGCUAUACGACUGAGAGCGGCGCGGAGUGGGAAGGUGCAUUCCGGGCACCUGCCUCGCACCCACGGCUGUCGGCUCCUCAUCCCGCAGCCGUCACCAAAAAACGCCCUGCUUGUAGAACUCCAUAAACUGAACGUACCCUGCGCGGCGGGGUUCAUACGCUUCGCUCCAAACACGCCCACUCUCUGUGGAAAACUCGACCAGAUCCCACCGCCGAGCAGAAAGUUCAUGUACUCCUCAAGCUCCAAAAACCCAGCGGUGGAACUCCACGGCCGGCCCUCGUUCGCCGCGACCUACCGUCUAGUAGAUCACUGCCAUGAUAUCCUACUGACGGCUCGGAACGGCUCGUUCGAGGUCGGCCCAGCUGUGAAGCUGUUCUGCUCGUACCACAUCCACUUGCCUUACGGAAACCGAGUUGCGUUGAGACUGCAGAUGGGCACGGGACCAAAGAGUGUGAAAGAGAAUGAUUUGUCGAAUAUAAUACAUGAGGAUGCCCUCGCCCGGUGUAGAGGGAUGGAGCUGACGUUGGAGGAUGGGGAGUCGAGAUGGAAGCACUGUUCGCAGCCAGGGGACCCUUUGCGUAGUGUUCAGAUUAUAUCUGAAGCGAAUUCUGUGCGACUGAACAUUAGUGUGCUAGCGAAGAAGAAUUCUUCGGCGAUGUGGUUGAAGGUGUGGUGGAUGGAUAAAGCAAUAGAGGAUGUGGUGGGGCAUUGUGACUACGGGUGGGUGUUGUCUGGAGACUUCUGCAUAUCGGCCGUGAGAGAGGCGAAGAGGCCGUGGAGGCAGGCCGAGGCUGAAUGCGUGCGGUUGGGAGGACAUCUGGUCAGCGUGCUGAGUGAACGACAACAACAGAUUAUAGACCAAAUGCUAAUACAUGUGCCUGGCGCAGGAGUGGACGACGUGUACUGGAUCGGCGCCACGGACUCUGUUCAAGAAGGCGAGUUCAGAUGGUCGGACGGCCUGCCUUUUUCCUAUGCCCACUGGUUCCCUGGCUGGCGCAAACACAGCAGCCAGCCGAACGACGACGGCACCUCCGGCCAGGACUGCGUGGAGGCGCGAAGGGAAUUCCCUCCACGACCACCACCUGCCACGACCACCUUUAUGUGGAACGACAGAGGGUGCAGGGAACACAACUACUUCGUGUGCGAGCGGCCUAGCGUAGAUGAUCCAUACACAGCGUCCAAGAUCCAGUGCAACGAGACGAUAGUGGUGUCCCGCUCGCGGCCGCAUGCCAUCGUGUCGAGUCCCGGCUUCCCUCGCCCCUACCCAGACGAUGCGGACUGUGUGACACUACUGCGAGCGCCGCCCGCCCACACCAUACGCGUGCACUUUGAAGAGCUGCUGACAGAACAUGAACCACAGUGA
This is a messenger RNA of Ostrinia furnacalis (Asian corn borer), 2928 nucleotides long. RefSeq lists its product as uncharacterized. NCBI's taxonomy places the organism in Eukaryota, Metazoa, Arthropoda, Insecta, Lepidoptera, Crambidae. The transcript has 13 exons. The coding region runs from base 1 to 2928 and encodes 975 amino acids. The record is from RefSeq and is a predicted model, not a curated record.